This is a messenger RNA of Phytophthora sojae, 556 nucleotides long. RefSeq lists its product as hypothetical. Gene Ontology annotation, biological process: termination of RNA polymerase II transcription. Gene Ontology annotation, molecular function: RNA polymerase II CTD heptapeptide repeat phosphatase activity. Gene Ontology annotation, cellular component: mRNA cleavage and polyadenylation specificity factor complex; nucleus. Lineage: Eukaryota; Oomycota; Peronosporomycetes; Peronosporales; Peronosporaceae. The annotation marks the transcript as partial. The transcript is spliced from 2 exons. The record is from RefSeq and is a predicted model, not a curated record.
GCAGGCUGCAGCCAUCUCUAUCGCGAUGGCCGCGUCCCGCCCCAUGUUCGCUAUGCUGUGCGCGAACAAUGUCAACCGCAGCACAGAGGCCCAUGACCACCUUCAUGCGGCGGGGCUUCGCGUGUGUUCCUUCGGCGCCGGCAACCGCGUGCGCUUCCCUGGCCCGUCGCGGGACGACCCGCGCAUCUACGAGUUCUUCACGCCCUACGAGACCAUGUACCGAGAGCUCAAGGCCGAGAACGCCGAGCUCUUCAAGCGCAACGGCGUGCUGUCCAUGCUGGAGCGAGACAUGCUGACCAAGAAGUGCCCGCAGCGGUGGCAGGACCUGAGCGUCAAGGAGCUGCAGGGUCUGGACGUGGUGCUGUGCUUCGACGACCGCAUCUUCGAGAUCGUGCUGGAGGACCUGCAGCUGCGAGGCGCGGCUGGAGGCCCAGGAGGACCUGGCAACGAGCCCACGACGGCCUGGAGGCCGCUGCAUCUGCUGUGCCUCGACACGAAGGACACGCCCGAGCACGCUAAAGUGGGCGGCUCAUUGGCGCUCGAACUGUGCCAAGCG